AUGUCCGCUGCUGCAUGGACAUUCACGCUGACCGAGUUUAAUCAGAAAUUUAUUGAGAUCCAGAAAAUAAACCCUCAAUGCGUUGCAUAUUUGGUUGACAUAGGGUUUGAACACUGGACUAGAGCUCAUUUCAAAGGAAGCCGGUACAACCUGAUGGACUCGAACAUUGCCGAAUCUUGGAAUGGUGUCAUUAAGGAAGCAAGAGAAUAUCCCCUUAUCACUAUGUUUGAAUACAUACGCACAACCGUUAUGGGCUGGCUAGCAUUGCGUAGAGCAAAAGCAAACCGAGAGCAAGGAACCCUCACACCAAAUGUCAGAAAACUGGUUGAAGAGAACUACGAAUUCUCAACAGGACAAUGCGGGAGAGUGCUUCACCGUUUUAUUAGGACCUGGCAUAUGGAAUACGACGAGAUGGGCAUUCCAUGUAUUCAUGCUCUAGCUGCUGCUACAAGGAUUGGCUUCCCUUCUGAUGCGUUGGUUGCGCCACCAUACUAUGUGAUAACUUGGAGACAAGGAUUUGCUGGAAAAAUUUACCCGGUCCCAUCACUCGGAGGGGUAGAAAUAGGGGUUGGUACUCCAAACGACCUUCUCCCACCAGCGGUGCGCCGCCCACCUGGCCGUCCAAGGAAAGUUCGCAUCCUCUCCCGCGGAGAGUAUAAGAAAGGAGGGAACUCAUCCUCUAGGAAAUGCAAACGUUGUUGCCGUUCAGGUCACAACAAGGCGUCCUUCCGGAACCCUAUAUAA
Molecule: messenger RNA, 744 nt
Organism: Brassica napus (rape)
Lineage: Eukaryota; Viridiplantae; Streptophyta; Magnoliopsida; Brassicales; Brassicaceae
Exons: 4
Coding region: 1-744 (247 amino acids)
Source: RefSeq, a predicted model, not a curated record